UCAUGUACUGUCUCAGUCAAACGAGUCAGUUUGCCCUCUACUGUAUUGUUCAGUGUCACAAAGCACCACUGUCACCUGACAUGGGGCCGAAGGAAGUUGGAAGUGCCAGCAAUUGGAUAAGAAGGAAGCUUUACCCAAGGACGGAGAUGGUUCCCGUUAAAAUCCUCAUACUGGGCAGUCCAAGCACAGGAAAAACAGCCUUGUGUGUCCGCUUCAUGACCAAGCGGUUCAUUGGCGAGUAUGACAACAAGAAGGAUAUGACAUACAGAUGCUGCCGACUCGUGGACCAGGAAGCUGUGGACUUGGAGAUCUUGGAUACAGCUUGUAAGGAGAGCUGUGCGUCUUCACUGGAGGCCUACAUCCGCUGGGCUGAUGGUUUCCUGCUUCUCUACUCCAUCACGCACCGCCACAGCUUCCUGGAGGUCCAGCGUCUCAAGAGACUCAUUGACCAAACCAAACAGAGUCUGGUCGUCCCCACAGUUCUUGUAGCCAAUAAAGCAGACUUGGAAAGUGGCAGGGAGGUGACAACAGAGGAAGGACAGAGACUGGCUAAUGAUUUAAGGUGUGGUUUCAGGGAACUGUCAGUGGCUGAUGCUGUGUUAGCUGUGGAAGCAGCCAUGUUUCAGCUCAUCAGACGGGUGUUGGACCAGCAACGGCCUCUGCCUGACCGCCGUUCCUACAUGCUGACCGUGCGUCACGCUCUAACCAAGAAGCUGACCCGCUCUAAAACCAUGCAGUGGUGACCUCAACAUGCUCAUCACGGUGUUGAUGAGCGUUGUAUAUUGUGCACUCAUUGGUAUUAAAACAGAAAAUUACAGAUUUAGUUGGAUCCUUGUUUAUAUUUGAAAUAUUUUCAUAGUUAAGAGCAUAGAAAACAUGUUUACGACUUUGUGUAUAUGGUUUUAACAUCAUUAGAGCCCUUUAGACAUGAAAUAGCACCCCUAUAGCCACCUUUACACUUGUAUUAUCUCAUAUAGGAGACGUAAGACAUGUGCCUGUGUGUGUUGUUGUAAAAUGUGUUCCGGCAGACAGGAAGUGACUUUGGGGGUUCAGAGUUGAGUUUUUAGCUCUGUGUGGGCCGCCUGUAUAUAGGGAUUAGUGAAGCCGCAGACUUUGAAGGAUGAAGUAGUGAGGAAUAACUGUAUACAACUAUUACAUCAUUCAUUGGGGUUUGACAACAUCAAAAAGGCAGUGGCCAUAAUCUUGUUUGCUUACAAAGUCAAGAGUGGGUGAAUUGCUCCAAAUAUCAAAACAAAGGGUAGUAUCUGUAUUGAAUUGAUAGCAGUGUGAUCAGAUCAAUAUUUUUCAGUUCUCGUCAAUGUUUAUUUUCACAAAUAGGUGUUUUGUUGUUGAUAUUGUAAUAUCCAUGUAUUGUUUACAAACUCCACACAUCUAGUCUUUUGACAAAUGGGGCUAUUGGGGGAUUUGAACGUAGUAGUUUUGGCUUUUGUUAUUUUACAACAUUAUGAAAUGAGUUAAAAAAUGUCAAGUACAACGUAUCGGAAACACCGGUAGAAUUUGGUAUCAAAUCGAUACCAAAGUGGACUGGCAUGCUUGCUUUAGCUUGCAAUAGCACAACACCCCCAGUAGAUGGCGUUGUGCACUGUUAUUAAAAGCCUGACUUUUUUUGACACUGAUGUUAACUUGAUCACAGUGUAAUCACAACGCAAUCAUUCAAAAGAAUGAGUCAGGGCUUUGAUAACAGCCUUCUCCCACUUCUUAAGGAAAAGAAAAGCCACAAAAAUGAAAUAAACUAUAACUGAGAGGGAAACUUUAUCAAAAACUGCUUAUUUGUGCUGAGGAAAAAGAACCACCAGCAAAUCGCAAUCCACCUCGAAAUGUCAAAGGAAAUGUGGAGGUUUUAGUAUACACAUAUAAAGCUAAUGUACCACCGGUACCUUCCAGCAGCUGUGAAAUGAAAGACAGUCAUGUGAGUGGAUUAAUGGCCAUGACAUCAGUGGUCACCUAGGAGACAAAAGGUCAAAACCUACUCUUUUGUCUUAGAAUAGACCAUGAGUCAUACGUGCAUCAUUACACACACAGCCAAUCACUCAAUUCCUGAUCAUAAAUCAGGAAGUAACAGCCAAUCAGGAAGGUUGACAUCCAUCCAUCCAUCCAUCCAGUAAAGGACACACCUACGAUGAUGAGAAUAAAACCACAGAAUACCGAUUCCUCUAAGC
Doryrhamphus excisus (bluestripe pipefish) is the source of this 2180-nucleotide messenger RNA. RefSeq names its product ras-related and estrogen-regulated growth inhibitor. NCBI's taxonomy places the organism in Eukaryota, Metazoa, Chordata, Actinopteri, Syngnathiformes, Syngnathidae. The record is from RefSeq and is a predicted model, not a curated record. Gene Ontology annotation, molecular function: GTPase activity; GTP binding.